Molecule: messenger RNA, 2609 nt
Organism: Spirodela intermedia
Lineage: Eukaryota; Viridiplantae; Streptophyta; Magnoliopsida; Alismatales; Araceae
Source: the annotation of a GenBank genome assembly
AUGGCUUUUUGUGCCCUAGUCUCCAAGAAGGCGCUGGGUUCUGCGCUUCGCAGUGGAGCGGCGGACCUUGGUUCAGGCCUGUGCCAGAUCAGGAGGCUGCAGACAUUCUCGCUCCCUGAUCUCUCGUACGACUAUGGCGCUCUGGAGCCGGCCAUCAGCGGUGAGAUCAUGAAGAUCCAUCACCAGAAGCAUCACCAAGCCUACAUCACCAACUACAACAAGGCACUGGAACAACUCGACGAAGCCAUACAGAAGGGGGACACCUCCAAGGUGGUCGGGUUGCAGAGUGCGAUAAAGUUUAAUGGCGGCGGUGGGCAUUUCUCUCCUUCACUCGAUGAUGUUCGUUUUUGCUGAUGCCUAUGCUUGAUUGAUAUUUUUGGUAUCCAGAUUUCAGUGUCGAUAAUUCGUCAUCGAUUUUAUUUUUUUGGAUUUUGAAGCUGGUGUAGCUUUAAUUAGAGUAUCUUUUAACCGAUUUCGUCGUUUCGCCUUUUUCGACAGUCACCUCGAUAUCCACCUCGAUAUUUUCAGGUUUGUCGUUGGUGCCAAAUGUUUAAUCAUUGAAAUUAUCAUAUUCCGAAAUCAUUCUCUGAGAUGUCCACAAACUGAUGAUAUCAAGAAGAGAACUCCAUUAAGCAUCGCCUAGAAUAGGUCCAUAGAUUUGAAAUUGAUACCGCUCUCUCCCCCAGGUGGUAGUCAAAUCAUGACACUGCAGUUUAGAGGUACUUCAGAAUGUUAUUCAAGGAAAAACUCGACCUGUGGGAGACUGGAAUUUCUGCUGGUCAUGAAAAUUUGUGUCAAGUGCAAAUGUGGGGUAGGAGGAUGCUGCCUGUCACCAAGUAGAUCUUACAUGUUUUUAACUUUGCCAUUACAAACUCUGUCCAUAUGGUUCCCAUCACAAACGCCAUCAAACAUUGCCUUUCCAUUAGCAUCUUGACUGAAGAUCGUUUGUUUUUAAUGUCAUCACCACGACUCACAGAUUUGACAUUUGGUCUUAUCGUAGGAAAAAGUUUUAAUGAUGUGUUUGUGCGUGCCUCCAUUGAUGACUUCUGGCUUGAAGAAAUCCUCUAUUCUGAUGAGCAUGGCUUCAAGUUUAUAUUUUGGAGCAGUUUCAAACUUGACAGUUUAUUAAAUUGAAAUACCGAUGCUCAGGUCAUAUCAACCAUUCAAUAUUCUGGAAAAACCUUGCCCCUACGAAUGUGAGUCUUACUUAUCUUGAAUGCUUAAUUCUUUUCGUUUUAUUGCUUCUUUCCUUUAUCCUUCUCACGAGGGCCAUUGUAUUCUACUUUUUCUUUUGUUCUCAUGGAAAAAAUAUUUCAGGAAGGAGGUGGUGAGCCUCCAAAGGGUGCACUUGGCUGGGCUAUUGAUGCAGAUUUUGGUUCCUUCGAAGCACUUGUUCAAAAGAUGAGUUCAGAAGGUGCAGCUCUUCAGGGUUCCGGAUGGGUGGUGAGCCCUACAAUCUAAAAUAUCACAUACAGAAUGUUGUUAGAAAACUUCAGGCCUUUAAGCCACUUCCUUUUCAUGCUUUUUGUCUGUCUAUACAAUAUUUACAGUGGCUUGCUCUGGACAAGGAGUUGAAGAAAGUUAGAAUUGAAACUACUGCAAACCAGGUAACCAUCCUGUCACAUCCAUGGGAGCGCUCUGUCUUGGAUGCCACCGUUUGGUGGAUGGUGGCAUAAAUCAUCCUCGUUUUGUGCAUGAAAUUGUACUAAUUUUUGAGAAUUAGACCAAUCGCGACUGAUCUUAGUCCUUAUCCCAGUAACGAGAUGAAGAGACAGCCACCAGGGAUGCAGUUUUUUUUACUAUUUAUUGUCGAUGAUCUGUUUUUCCCAUUUCCUUAAUCGUUUUGACAGAAUGCAUCACGGUAUACGCUUGUGUUUUGGAAGAAAGAUCUCGAUGUUUCUUUUCCACUUCUCUCCCCCAUGGGGCUGCCAUUUCUUUCUCAGAUUCAACCAGCUUCAAUCGUCCAUGUCUUGUUGUUCUACUCUACCUGGUGAAAACUUUACAGGACCCCCUGGUGACAAAGGGGCUACAUCUGGUUCCCCUAUUGGGAAUAGACGUAUGGGAGCACGCUUACUAUCUGCAGGUGAGUACACCUGGUCAACGACCCCUUUCCCUAUUCUCUUCGGUUCCUGUAAUGGCAAUUAUCUUAUCUGCGUAAUAAGGAAUGAUUACUCCUGAGAACCAUAUGGUCUAAACAUGCAUAUGACGCCGAAAAUAGAUCGAAUUGAUACCACUAGCAGAAGAAAAUCUCCUGUUGAAAUGAAGAGAAAUGGUCUAACGGAUGAGACUUGAGCUAGCUAAGUCCCCACAUUUUGCAUGCCUGAUCAAGAAACCGUAGGGUGGGUUCGGGAUUGAUUAACGGAUAAGAUUUUGUUGGUCCUUAAAUCUCCUUGACUGCUGACGUGGCCACUAUUGUUUUGCUGUUAUUAUUAUUAUUACUAUUAUUGUUGUUGUUAUUGUUAUUAUUAUUAUUAUUUUGGGUGUUCGUCUUCUCACGGCGGGUGGAAUGGGAGCAGUACAAGAACGUGAGACCCGACUACCUGAAGAACAUAUGGAAGGUGAUCAACUGGAAGCACGCCAGCGACGCCUUCGACGGAGAGGCGGCUUGA